UUUAUUUUUCGGAAAUGUGUCAAUUUAUUUCCCUUAGUUCAACUUUGCUUUUUUAUUUUGUUACAUCACUUUCGUUUUCACACCCGGAAGACGUUUAAGAAAGUUCUGCUCAUAGAAGUGGAAAAUAUUGAAAGCGUAAAACCACUAAUAGAAAUAUUCAAAAUGGCAAUUCCAUGGGGUCUGAAUAGAACAUAUAUGACCUAUUUCUUCAGCAGUGAAACUGCAGGAAACUUUAGCAUGGCAGAAUUGAGAUGUUUUGGACACAGUUUGUCAAAAAACUACAAUAUACAUAAUAUGGAGAUAUUUAUGAGAACUUUGAUGGCCUGGAUAGAUUGUAAAAUAUCAGAAAAAGUCGACGAAUCAGCUAUACAUGAUGACUUAAUAGAAGCUUUGAAAGCCCAAGGGUUUAAUAAGCAAGCUGAGACUCUACAAAGUGUCAAUGGAUUGUAUUUCUGCAGGCCCCUGCCUUCAGUGUUCCGAGUUGAAUGUCUCUGGAACUAUUGUAUCAGUCUUGUAAGGGAUGAAAGAUUAAGUUGAACUUGACACAAAAAGAAAAUAUCUUGUAUGGAUUCAAAUACCACAAAAUAUUUUUUAUUCUUCAACAAACCAAUUCUGCCAACCCUCCUUGAAAUAAACCUCUAACCAUUUAGCAUUUCUGUCUACAAAAUUUCACUAAGUUUCAGUUGCUUUGUAGCUUUGGCAGAAGACACUUGCUCAAAGUGCCAUACAAUGGAGUUGAACCUGAAACCACUUUAUAACUAUUCUACCAUACCUAAGUCUUACAUUAAAAA
Octopus bimaculoides (California two-spot octopus) is the source of this 791-nucleotide messenger RNA. RefSeq lists its product as uncharacterized. Lineage: Eukaryota; Metazoa; Mollusca; Cephalopoda; Octopoda; Octopodidae. The record is from RefSeq and is a predicted model, not a curated record.